Amoebophrya sp. A25 is the source of this 2255-nucleotide messenger RNA. Lineage: Eukaryota; Dinophyceae; Syndiniales; Amoebophryaceae. The record is from the annotation of a GenBank genome assembly.
AUGUUUUUUUUUGGUGUCAUUGUCUACGUUGAUGUUUUGGAACACUUUUUUUACAUGCUGUUGCACCUUAGAAUGGUCUCAUCAUCAUUUGUCAUUGUCAUUGAUUGCGCAUCGCACAACGCCUCCAUCCGGCAGCGAAUGUUUCUGCAUCCUGAAGAAUGGGUCUUCAUUCUCAAUUCAUCGUCAAAUAAAAAAACUCUGGGGGAUAGGUUACUGGGUAGGAAACGCUGUCGUUCGUUCGACUUUGUCUUACCAACUAACAAAAUGAGAGAAGCCAUCUGCAUCCACAUCGGUCAGGCCGGUGUCCAGAUCGGUAAUGCCUGCUGGGAGCUGUUCUGCCUCGAGCACGGUACCUUUUUUCUCUACAUACAGUUUGCACCUGAUAUUAUUUUUUAGAUGUGCAUUGAAGUGGUAUAGAAAUUAAGAUAGUGUGAUCUUCUGCAAAACUAGACAUCUGACAAGCAGCAUUUUCUACUUGAAUGUAUUUGCAUUUCAUUCUCAAACACGGACUUUCCACACCUUUCCCUUCUCCUUACAGGCAUCCAGCCGGACGGUCAGAUGCCGUCUGACAAGACCAUCGGUGGUGGAGAUGAUGCCUUCAACACCUUCUUCUCGGAGACCGGUGCCGGAAAGCACGUUCCGCGUGCCGUCUUCGUCGAUCUGGAGCCGACCGUGAUCGAUGAGGUGCGUACGGGUACCUACCGUCAGUUGUUCCACCCGGAACAGCUGAUCUCCGGUAAGGAGGACGCCGCGAACAACUUCGCCCGUGGUCACUACACCAUCGGUAAGGAGAUCGUCGACUUGUGCUUGGAUCGCAUCCGUAAGCUUGCGGACAACUGCACCGGUCUUCAGGGCUUCCUGAUCUACCACGCUGUCGGUGGUGGUACCGGAUCCGGUUUGGGCUGCCUCAUGAUGGAGCGUCUGUCCGUCGACUACGGUAAGAAGUCCAAGAUCUCCUUCACCGUCUGGUGCUGCCCCCAGGUCUCCACCGCCGUCGUCGAGCCGUACAACACCGUGCUGUGCGUCCACUCUCUGUUGGAGCACACCGAUGUCACCAAUCAGGUCGACAACGAGGCCCUGUACGAUAUCUGCCGUCGUAACUUGGACAUCGAGCGCCCGACCUACACCAACUUGAACCGCUUGGUCGCUCAAAUCAUCUCGUCUCUGACCGCGUCCCUGCGAUUCGAUGGUAAUAACGAACUCUACAUCAUUGUCUACGUCGUUCUGUGAGAAAAUGAGGCGUUCUGGUUUUGUGAUGAUAGGCAACUUCGACCUUCGUUUCAUCAUACCAUGAGAACGAGAGUUUCGAGUAUUGUGACGUAGGAUUCCUAGUUUGUAGUCAUGCACGUGGACCUGCGAAUCUACUUUCCUUCAUAUUUCUGAAAUAACUUCAGGUGCCCUGAACGUCGAUGUCACCGAGUUCCAGACCAACUUGGUGCCGUACCCGCGUAUCCACUUCAUGUUGACGUCCUACGCGCCGAUCAUCUCGGCCGAGAAGGCUUACCACGAACAGCUGUCCGUUGCGGAGUUGACCAACAGCGUGUUCGAGCCGGCGUCAAUGAUGGUCAAGUGUGAUCCCCGUCACGGAAAGUACAUGGCCUGCUGCCUCAUGUACCGUGGUGAUGUUGUCCCGAAGGACGUCAACGCGUCCGUCGCAACCAUCAAGACCAAGCGCACGAUCCAGUUCGUAGACUGGUCACCCACGGGCUUCAAGUGCGGUAUCAACUACCAGCCGCCCACGGUCGUUCCGGGUGGUGACUUGGCCAAGGUCAUGCGCGCUGUCUGCAUGAUCUCCAACUCGACCGCCAUCGCCGAGGUCUUCUCCCGCAUCGAUCACAAGUUCGAUUUGAUGUAUUCCAAGCGUGCCUUCGUCCACUGGUACGUCGGUGAGGGUAUGGAAGAAGGUGAGUUUUCCGAGGCUCGUGAGGAUCUUGCGGCCCUCGAGAAGGAUUACGAGGAGGUCGGUAUCGAGACCGCCGAAGGCGAAGGUGAGGAGGAGGGCUACGGUGAUGAGUUCUAAGCGACUCGUCUAGUUGCCGGUGGCACCGGAUGUUCAUGAAUUGAAAUCCACGUCUUUUUGAGACUUCUGAGGUGGUUGGACUUUCUUCAGACAUCCGCGUAGGUGCAUAACUUCACUAGAUCAUAUGUAUCUGGGAAGGAAAUAGAGAACUGGGGUUGUGGCGUUUGCUACGCUGAUGAUGUAGAUCGUACGGUGUUCACUUUCCUGGCUUCGGUAGAGCUCGGUUCACCGCAAU